AUGAGCGUCAAGGAAAAGUUUCUAAUUUUGUCCGUUUUGAUAUUUUAUUCAGUCAUGGAAACCAAAUCUUUAUUUGAAUUUACGAACAUAAACUGUACUUCUUUUGAUAUGAAAAUGGGUGAAUAUGAGUACUGUUACUUAAAGUCCAUCAAUCGAAGCUACAAAUAUCUUUCCGGAAAAUAUAAGUUGCAUCAAAUUUCGUUAACGAGCAUUAAGGUUAAUUGUAUAUUGUGGAAACGACUCAAUGGAUACAAGCCUUUUCUCUACAACAUCACAGUAGAUGCAUGCAGAUUUCUUAAAAAUCAAAAAUCAAACCCGGUCCUAAAAUUUUUGUUUGACUCCUUUGCCAGUUAUUCUAAUGUAAACCACUCAUGUCCUUUUACGGGCGAGGUCUUUGUAGACAAGCUGCCAAUUGGUUUUUUGAAUUACCGAGUGACUGAACUUCUUCCCAUCCCCGAGGGCAAAUACCUGCUUGAGUUUCACUUUUUUAGCCUAAAUUCUAUUUUUGCCAGGGCACAAGUAUAUUUUAUUAUUUCAUAA
Molecule: messenger RNA, 540 nt
Organism: Drosophila erecta
Lineage: Eukaryota; Metazoa; Arthropoda; Insecta; Diptera; Drosophilidae
Exons: 4
Coding region: 1-540 (179 amino acids)
Source: RefSeq, a predicted model, not a curated record